Molecule: messenger RNA, 2523 nt
Organism: Cariama cristata (Red-legged seriema)
Lineage: Eukaryota; Metazoa; Chordata; Aves; Cariamiformes; Cariamidae
Gene: WDTC1
Product: WD and tetratricopeptide repeats 1
Exons: 15
Coding region: 35-2116 (693 amino acids)
Biological process (GO): negative regulation of fatty acid biosynthetic process
Cellular component (GO): cytoplasm; Cul4-RING E3 ubiquitin ligase complex
Molecular function (GO): protein binding
Source: RefSeq, a predicted model, not a curated record
AAAUGCCCUUAGUGUGGAUCUUUGCUCUGUUGGCAUGCUUGGAUGCACAGCAGCUCUUCCUGUAGCUUCUUUUCGUCUGCCCCAUUGCAAGAAGAUGGCAAAAGCAAACAUUACCAGAGAUAUCAUCCACAGACAGAUCAAGGAGAGGGGUGCGCUGGGCUUUGAACGACACUACCAUGUCACUGAUCCAUUCAUUCGACGCCUGGGCCUAGAAGCAGAAUUGCAGGGUCACUCUGGGUGUGUCAACUGUCUAGAAUGGAAUGAAAAAGGAGACUUGUUGGCCUCUGGCUCUGAUGACCAGCAUACCAUUGUCUGGGAUCCUCUGCACCACAAGAAACUCCUUUCUAUGCACACAGGACAUACUGCAAACAUCUUUUCUGUCAAGUUCUUGCCGCAUUCAGGAGAUCGGAUCCUCAUCACGGGAGCUGCAGAUUCCAAGGUGCAUGUCCAUGACUUGACUGUCAAGGAGACCAUCCACAUGUUCGGAGAUCACACCAACAGAGUUAAGCGGAUUGCCACGGCUCCCAUGUGGCCUAACACCUUCUGGAGUGCAGCAGAAGACGGGCUAAUCAGACAGUAUGAUCUGCGAGAGAACAGCAAACGUUCAGAAGUUCUGAUAGACCUGACAGAGUACUGCGGGCAGCUGGUGGAGGCCAAAUGCCUGACGGUCAACCCCCAAGAUAACAACUACUUAGCAGUAGGGGCAAGUGGACCCUUUGUGCGGCUCUACGACAUACGCAUGAUCCACAACCACAGAAAAAGCAUGAAGCAGAGUCCUUCAGCUGGAGUGCACACAUUCUGCGACCGACAGAAACCCCUUCCGGAUGGUGCGGCACAGUACUACGUGGCAGGCCACCUUCCAGUGAAGCUUCCGGACUACAACAACCGGCUGAGAGUUCUGGUGGCCACAUACGUCACCUUCAGUCCUGAUGGCACUGAGCUCUUGGUCAACAUGGGAGGGGAGCAGGUCUAUUUGUUUGAUCUAACAUACAAACAACGACCAUACACUUUUCUCCUCCCAAAGAAGUGCCAUGCUUCAGGGGAAGUGCAGAAUGGAAAAACCUCUACCAAUGGAGUGUCGAAUGGCAUCCAUCUCCACAGCAAUGGCUUCCGCUUGUCUGAAGGAAGAGCACAUGUGAGUCCCCAAGUGGAGUUGCCCCCGUAUCUGGAGAGAAUCAAGCAGCAAGCCAACGAGGCCUUUGCUUGCCAGCUGUGGACUCAAGCCAUCCAGCUAUACAGCAAAGCAGUCCAGAAAGCCCCCAACAAUGCCAUGCUGUAUGGAAACAGAGCUGCUGCCUACAUGAAGCGCAAGUGGGAUGGGGACCAUUACGAUGCUUUAAGAGACUGCUUGAAGGCCAUAUCCUUGAAUCCAUGCCACCUGAAGGCCCAUUUCCGUCUUGCCCGCUGUCUCUUUGAACUCAAGUAUGUGGCAGAAGCACUGGAGUGUCUGGAUGACUUUAAAGGGAAGUUCCCAGAACAAGCCCAUAGCAGUGCCUGCGAUGCACUAGACAGAGACAUCAAUGCAGCCCUCUUCUCCAAGAGUGAUAAUGGUGAGUGCCAGGGUUCAAAAGGGGGUGGCCCCAUCCGGCUGCGAGCCACAGGCCGCAAGGAUUCCAUCUCAGAGGAUGAGAUGGUGCUGAGGGAGCGCAGCUACGACUACAAAUUCCGAUAUUGUGGCCACUGUAACACUACUACAGACAUCAAAGAGGCCAAUUUCUUUGGCAGCAAUGCACAGUACAUAGUCAGUGGGUCAGAUGACGGCUCCUUCUUCAUCUGGGAGAAAGAAACCACCAACCUUGUUAGAGUGCUGCAGGGAGACGAGUCGAUUGUGAAUUGUCUCCAGCCUCAUCCCAGUUACUGCUUCCUGGCUACCAGCGGCAUUGACCCAGUUGUACGACUCUGGAACCCUAGGCCAGAGAGUGAAACCCUUAAUGGCCGCGUGGUAGUAGACAUGGAAGGUGCUUCCCAAGCUAACCAGAGACGGAUGAAUGCAGACCCGCUGGAGGUGAUGUUGCUGAACAUGGGGUACCGGAUUACAGGACUGACCAGUGGUGGGGCUGGAGGCUCAGAUGAUGAAGACAGCUCAGAGGGGCAAGUGCAGUGCCGGCCCAGCUAAAACAGAACUGCCUCUCCUUCCUCUAAUUGUUUGGCUGAAAGGGAACCUAGUUUCCUUGGUCCUGAACUUUCUCUGAUGAAUGACUGCACUGUUUCGCACUAUGCACAGAGUAGGACAAGCUGGCAGGGGCAGGAGCGGCUGUCUCUUUAAACCAUCGCCACCACCUCCUCCUUCUCCCCUCACGCUACCGAGCAGCAUGGCAGUGCAGUUUGGGGUUUGCCUUUAGUGGAAUUUAGUCCCAACAGGGGUAUUUGAGUUGUCUGUAAGCAGUGUAAGCUGGUGAUCUUUCUUUCCAGAGCUGCUGUAUGAUCUGGUGCAGGGAGAUGUUGCCUGCGUUCAUGCAUUUGCAGAGGGGAUGUUAAAUUCCUGAAUAAAAUACAAACCUAGGGCGGGGGUUGUGGAAUGAA